UGCGUGAUUUGCAUCAAUGCCAAAGCCAAUAUGUUGACGAUACCAUGUGGACAUCAAGUAGUUUGCCGAAAAUGCUUCGUCAAAACCAUCAAAAAUGCAGUUGCACAGAGACUAUUACCCUUGAGAUGUGUCAUUUGCAGAUCAAAAGUAAUUCGAUUGAAGUCAGGUGAUAUACCGAAUUCGGCAAGUGGAUACUCCAUGGACUCUGCAACAUCUUCAGUUCCCCAGUCGGACAGUCUCUACAGUGUUAGUAGCGGAGAAUCUUCGAUUUCUUCCACAUCAUGUUCUUCCGAUAUUGUUAAAGGUCCACCUUGCUGUGGUGGCCACUGUUCAGGAGCCUAUCCCCGACAACCAGCUACAGGGGCUAUAAAAAGAUCUCAACAGCAUGCUAUGAAAAUGAAAAUUCAAGAUUAUUGUCGCCCGGACAAAAAUCACGUCAACAGAUUACCUCCCAUAAAAGAGUUACCUGGACAAAGUCCUCUUCAUACCGCUCCACCAGCUUCAACACGCAUAAGGUGUGCCCAGAAAAUAAUCACCCAAUUGGAAUUUCCAAUCUUGAGACAAAAAGGGCACAAGUACGAAAAACUAGCCCAGGAAGACGAUGAUGAGAAUGUGGUCAAGACAGACAAAAGUCCGGAUAAAGAAAAACACUGGUGGUCUGACAAAAAACGGGACAGAACAAAAAGCGAGGAGAAAAUCGACAACAAGAAGAACGAAAUAGUCGAAAAACAGAUGGAACUGAAGGAAAAACUCGUAGCCAAAGCUGACAUAAUAAAUGAAAAUAACGAACGUAACAUUAUUGAGCAUCAACUGUAAACGCAUUUAGGUUAGGUAUUUCAACCUAGAUUUUAACGACUCUCAAAUUAUCUUAUUAUGGUCAAUUAGCGUUGGAAGUCAAUAUAGAGACGUCGGUCCGCUUGUUAUCCAAACGAUAACCUUUUAAACUUUUUAAAUGAUCACAUGAUCUCGAAAUACAAAUAACGAUUUUAACGUUUAAAAACCUGCAUGCGAGAAUUAGAAGCUUUCUAUCAUGUAUACCAACAUCUCUACAAUAAUACAUUCGUGAAUCUCAUGAAGUCGGUUAUUAUAUUCAUUAACAAUAUGUGUUCAUUGCCUUUUUCAGUUUUUUCAUCUCCAGUGGAAUCCUGACGAUCACUCUGAAAUAAAUAUCAAAAGAAAUGUCUGACAUGUAAAAGGUCAGUUUUAAUAUUUUUAUUGUUUUAUUGAAUAGUCAAGCUACAAAUAUGUGAAAACCUAUUUUCAUAUCAUCAAGGAAUACUGAAAAAAUUUUAAACCAAGUUGAUUUCUGAAAUGUUUUGAGCGUAAAUAGUUCACAAUUAGUAAUUAAUAGAAAUAACUUGAUUAUCGAGCGAAAAUCAUAUUAAGAUCUCUAUCUAACGUCAUAAAAUUGACAUAUGGUUGACAUCACAAUUUUCAAGCAGCUCGGCUCGAAUGGUAAUAGAAAUUAAACAAGACUAUCAAAUAUUAAUGCGUUUAGUAAGUAAAUAAAAAAAUCUUGGCUCCUUAAAGCAAAAGUACUGGAAUAAUCAAUUAAUCGAACAGUAAAACCAAAGGGGCUGGUUCUC
Leptinotarsa decemlineata (Colorado potato beetle) is the source of this 1586-nucleotide messenger RNA. RefSeq lists its product as uncharacterized. The record is from RefSeq and is a predicted model, not a curated record. Lineage: Eukaryota; Metazoa; Arthropoda; Insecta; Coleoptera; Chrysomelidae.